Messenger RNA from Jaculus jaculus (lesser Egyptian jerboa), 939 nucleotides. Its product is annotated as taste receptor type 2 member 7-like. The coding region runs from base 1 to 939 and encodes 312 amino acids. Gene Ontology annotation, molecular function: G protein-coupled receptor activity; bitter taste receptor activity. The record is from RefSeq and is a predicted model, not a curated record. The transcript has a single exon. Gene Ontology annotation, biological process: sensory perception of taste; detection of chemical stimulus involved in sensory perception of bitter taste; G protein-coupled receptor signaling pathway. NCBI's taxonomy places the organism in Eukaryota, Metazoa, Chordata, Mammalia, Rodentia, Dipodidae. Gene Ontology annotation, cellular component: membrane.
AUGCCGUACAAAGUGGAUACCACCUUAAUGCUUAUAGCGGCUGCGGAGUUCUCAGUGGGAAUAUUAGGGAAUGUGUUCAUUGGACUGGUGAACUUCAUGGACUGGAUCAAAAAUAAGAAGAUUACCUCCAUUGACUACAUCCUCACAGGGCUGGCGCUGUCCAGGAUUUCUCUACUGUUGGUCAUAAUGAUUGAUUGUUUCAUACUGGUGUUGAAUCCAAAUGUCUAUGACAACGGCAAAGAAAUGAGGAUCCUUGACUUCUUCUGGACACUAACUAACCAUUUAAGUGUUUGGUUUGCCACCUGCCUCAGCAUUUUCUAUCUCUUCAAGAUCGCUAACUUCUCCCACCCUUUAUUCCUCUGGAUAAAAUGGAGAAUUAACAAAGCAAUUCUCAAGACUCUCCUGGGCUGCUUGGUCCUCUCUGUGUUUAGCAGCCUCCCGGUCACAGGGAAUUUGACUGAUGAUUUCAGACGCUGUGUCAAGACAAAGGUGAAAACAAACAUAACCUUGCGAUGCAGAACGAGCAAAGCUGGCUAUGCUUCCACCAAGGUAUAUCUAAACCUGGUCAUGCUGCUCCCCUUUUCCAUGUCCCUGAUCUCAUUUCUCCUCCUGAUCCUCUCCCUGUGGAGACACACGCGACAGAUGCAGCUCAAUGCAGCAGGGUCCAGAGAUGCCAGCACAACAGCCCAUGUGGGAGCCAUGAAAGCGGUGAUCUCCUUCCUCCUUCUCUUUGUUGCCUACUGUCUGGCUUUUCUCAUAGCCACCUCCAGCUACUUUAUGCCAGAGACUGAAUUAGCUGUGAUUUGGGGUGAGUUGAUAGCUCUGAUAUAUCCGUCAAGCCAUUCAUUUAUCCUAAUCCUAGGGAACAACAAAUUAAGGCAUGCAUCUGUAAGGAUACUUUGGAAAGUAAAGUCUGUUCUAAAAAGAAGGAAAUGUUGA